AUGUUUUGCGUCGGCAGGAUACUCUAUCUUCAACGCUUUUCUCAAUCUCAAAUGGGUCUCUUUGGAGGCAUGCGGCGUUCUCGCCGACCAGAUUGCGAACUAGAUCCCUUCAACUACACAACCGGCCGCUGGUUGCGUCGCGAUGCGCAAGAGCGUGCUGCACGCUGCAUUCGCUUUGAUUUCGACGCGCUUUGUCGGCGGGUCGUUGCACUGUGUCCUGGGGCCACGGCCGUCACUGGGUACAGCAAGAAAGAAGGAGGUUUCAAUCGCAUCUUCGUUUUUCACACCGACAAUGCGAAGCGUGUUGUCGCCAGACUGCCUUUUGCCGUUGCGGGACCCCGCAGAUUGACGACGGCGUCCGAAGUAGCGACGAUACGGUUCUUACAGGAGAAAACCAACAUUCCUAUCCCAAAGAUCCUGGAUUGGAGCGACGACGCUUCCAAUGCCAUUGGUGCCGAGUACAUCAUCAUGGAGCAUGCGCCGGGCAUUUCCUUGUCGGAAAAAUGGCCCAGUAUGGGUGUGGGAGAGCAGAUUCGGUGUAUAGAGGCGAUAUUCCAGACGCUGAAGGAGCUGGAUGACAUGCAGUUUCCGGCGUACGGCAGCUUGUACUUUGCGGAUACACGGUAUAUCGCUGGUCGCUCGCUGCCGUUUACCCACGACUUUUGUAUUGGUCCGCACUGUGGAGUCAUGUAUUGGGACUGUAGCGUUGGACAGGCGAGAUACGGUCGCGAUGAUGAUGCUAACCAAGGACCCUGGCGUCAUCUCCCGGCCUACAGUGACGCUCUCAUAGACACUGGGCUUGCACGGCUUCCGGCAACUGACGCAGCUCUACAACAACGACCACGCUACCACGGCUCUGUCCAAACACAUCGUCAAAUCCUCGAGCAGGGCCGCACAGUCCUCAGCAAAAUAGCCGUGGACGCUCGUGUAACAAACGCAGCUACCCCCAUGCUAUUCCAUCCCGACCUGCACAAACGCAACAUCUUCGUCUCAGAAGCAGACCCCACCAUCGUCACCGCUAUACUCGACUGGCAAGCCUCCAGCAUCGAGCCGUCAUUCAGCUACGCAGACUCAACACCAGACUUUGCGCAGCCCGCUCCUGAUCCCGCGAAGAGCGAGCGUAUCGAGCCCAAGAGCGAGGCGUGUGCCGGAGCAUUCGACGCCUGCAUUCAAUUCUUAGUUCCUAAACUACGAACUGCGAGAGCAAUCGAUGAAGGCUUGAUCCGUCCGUUCCGCUAUGCACAUCGCACGUGGAACGACGGCGCUGUGGCGUUCCGCGAAGAACUCAUCCAGACGUCGCUCCACUGGAAAGAACUCGGGCUCGCGGGUACAUGUCCGUUUGCGCAGCCGUGUGCUGACGAACUUGCGCAGCACCAGCGCGAUUACCGCCGCUUUGAAGCUGCGCACCAGCUCAGGCAUGCUGUUUCUCAGCUGCUCAAUACGGCGUCUGACGGCUGGGUUCCUGCGGACGCCUGGGCAGCGACUGAGCGUGCGCAUCGCGAGUUGUUUUUCGGAAUGCGGGCUGCAGUGGUGGGAAACGAGAUGCCCGAGGAUGAUGAGCCGAUUAGAAGCGAAGACGAGCUGAGAGAGAUUUGGCCGUUUGAUUUGCAUGUGUGA
Exserohilum turcica Et28A is the source of this 1617-nucleotide messenger RNA. RefSeq lists its product as uncharacterized. The record is from RefSeq and is a predicted model, not a curated record. The coding region runs from base 1 to 1617 and encodes 538 amino acids. Gene Ontology annotation, cellular component: mitochondrion. Lineage: Eukaryota; Fungi; Ascomycota; Dothideomycetes; Pleosporales; Pleosporaceae. The transcript is spliced from 4 exons.